Lingula anatina is the source of this 2291-nucleotide messenger RNA. RefSeq lists its product as uncharacterized. NCBI's taxonomy places the organism in Eukaryota, Metazoa, Brachiopoda, Lingulata, Lingulida, Lingulidae. The record is from RefSeq and is a predicted model, not a curated record.
UCAUUUGAUGGUCCAUAAACAGCCCAGAAAUGCCAGCGUUCUCUCCAUAUUUCUAAUCGUACUUGCUCCCGCUACUUGGUGUCAUAUUACGCGUGCUUCACCCGAGUUAAACUGUUUUUUGAUUCCGUAUAGCUUAGCGGAGGUCUUUACAGUAGCUUGGUGGAAGUGAAGAAGGAGUGAAAGCAAGGGCUAGACGCGCUGCACCGAGAUUUGUUUUGUAUUAGCAAUAUUCAAGCAGGUUUGAGCAUCGGAUUAUUUGUACGGAGAUUUGCAACAGAAAAAUGAAGAUUUUCAUCAUCCUGUCUCUAGUCUUGCUUGAAUCGCAAGGAAGUUCUGCGGUUGAUUGUGUGUCCUGUCUGUACCUCGAGUCUGAUCAAGAUAUAUCAGUGCUGAAGUUAAUAUACCGGGAGCAUAUGGAUAGUAGAUGUGCUGAUAGCCCAACAAGCAUCAAUGAAACUGUUCCUUGUCCAGGAUCUUGCAUAUUUAGCCGCGUUACAGGGAAUAUAUAUAGAGCGCAAGAUUCGCCAGUCACCAUUACCUACCGGGGUUGCAGUCCCGUGGCCAGUCAAAAUGAGGGGUGUAGUUCCGUGUCCAGUGACCCCAAGGACAGCAACACCACGAGCCCUGGCCAGAAAAGCCUCCAGGAAAUCUUGGAUUACACUUUGAAGGGCGGCUACGCUAUUAAAAUAAUGGGAAAUUUGAAUGGGUCUAUCUGUGCCUGCAACUCCGAUAGCUGUAACGGACAAGACUUGUCGACUCCUGUUGUUCAAGUCCCAGAAACGCAGUGCCAUGAAUGUAUGUGGAUGGAGUACAAUUCCUCAGACCCCGAGUCUCAGCGGCAGUACGACCAGAUAAAUCCAGCCAGUGCUGGUCUCGAUGUGGAGUGUGUGAAUGACACAGCUAACACCCCACUCGUGCAGUGUGCUGGCUCCUGUCUCGUGCUGGAGUUUAAAGCAAAUAUGUCUAUCAACAAGUACCCCAAACCGGAGGAGAACUUAGAGAUAACCAUGAUAAAGCGGCAAUGUGCGGGACUACACUUACGUGACCAGAUUCAAACCCUCAGUGACAAAGACGGAUUAAGUUUCUUCCAGUUCGUUCCAAAAUCUAUCAAGAGUUUAAAGCAAAGGGCCGGAGCAUAUUUCAAUGCUGAGCUAACUUGGCGCACGUGCAACAAAGAUGGGUGUAACGAAGGGGACGUACUGACUUCCGAACAGAAAACGAGUGCCGCGCAUGGAUACAAUGUCCGUAGCAUAGUGCGUGAACUGACCAGAGUUUUGGCGCUAGUCAUUGUAACGGCCUUGUUUUGGAAAUAAGAGGCACGUUUAAGGGAUACGUUUGUUGUUCAUGUAUAAUUGUUGAAUAUUAGCCUGUUUGGAGUAUAUCAAUUUUCAGAGCAGGGCCUAUAAAUGCUGUACAGUGCAAAUGUAAAUUUUCUGUCACCAAAACUUAUUAACGUACAGUGUACUGUAGCUGGUAUGUACACUCCAUGAGGUGUACCCGCCAAAAUCGAUUUUCCUGGGAAAAUAAGCAUUUUUUUCGUACUCACGAAUCAUUUAUCUAUCCCUUUCUGCACUUGGAUUCGACCUUUGAUAAAAUCUAUAAAGGUUGAUUUUAGCUUAAAAUGACUGACCAGGUGUUAUAACAGUGAUCAUUUUCUAUACGCUCCAGUGGAAAUAUCAACGUCAGGUAUGCUCUAAAAAUAUUUAAGGGGUUAAAUCAUUUUAAUGUGUUAGUCAGUUUUUAUGAUAAAAUGUGGAUGGCGAAUAUAAGCAUUUUUGGGAUUUUCAAACCCAUGGAGUGUACCUUUAAUUAUUGCUAUGAAGUAUGUAAACAAUUCAAUGAAAUCUCUUUUUGGUUGUGAAAUGUUAAAAAAUAUUAUUGUAAAUUGAUUAAUAGUUUGCGAUGUUUAAAAAACUAUAAAAAAGCAUUUAAAAACAUGUACCAUUCGUUACUGUUAAAGUUUUGCAAACUGCAUACAGCGUUAACGAAGCCGUAAUCUAGUGUAAAGGGACUUUCUGCAUCAGCUGUAGUUGCACUGGUUAUAUACGUGGUUUACCGAUUGUUCAUUGUUAAUCCAGGAUGGUUGUGACGUAUCAAUCGAUGAAAAGGAAUGUGUACAUGUAAUGCCCUCCUUACACGAAAUCGCCAGAUAUUUGGAGUAGAUUUUGAUGCAUUAUACAUAAAUUUAGUUCGGCGGCUUAAUUAGACCCAGGGGAACGAUCGCCUGAAUCAUUUAUUCCUGCAGCAAGUUAAGUAUUGAGAAAUGUAAUAAAAAUCAUCCAGAUGCUUUU